AUGGUGAGGAAAUCGAGAGCGGCAAUUUUGCCGACUAAUGUUAUUUUACUGCAAAAUUUGGUCAAAAGGGAUCCCAUGUCUUACCGGGAAGAAUUUUUGCAGCAGUAUUCGCACUACGAAUCCUUGAGAGAUAUCUUUAUGCUCAACGCUCUAGAGAGUCAAACCACUGGCGAUAGCAACACAAGACAAUUUGUGGAGCUUGUGGGCUUUGUGAGUCAGGUUUGCUCGUGCUAUCCAGAAGAAACUGCAACCUUUCCCAAUGAAUUAAAACAAUUGGUCUUGGACUAUCACAGGUCGUUGCCCUUUGAAGUGCGUGAAAAAAUAAUAUCGUCUCUCACUAUGUUGAGAAACAAAGGAGUGAUUUCCGCAGAGACACUAAUUCAGACCAUGUUCCCGCUUUUGGUGGCCUAUUCGUCCCACAGCAACGCUUUGGGUCACAACUCUCACGCCAAGGAAGUACGGAAGCUAGUCUACAGCACACUGGUCUCGCUGCUUAAGAGUUGCAACACUGGUGCCAAAAACCAGAAACUCAACAGAUCAACGCAAGCUAUCUGUUUUAACCUGCUCGACCAACCAGACUCGCAAGGUGUGUGGGCCGCGAGACUGACGCGAGAACUAUGGAGAAGGGGUAUCUGGGACGACUCCAGAGCCGUUGAAAUCAUGACACAGGCAGCACUUAACGAUGAUGUCAAAAUCGCGUACUCCGGUGUCUUGUUCUUUCUGGGAGCAGACAAGGAACGUGAGGAGAACUUUGAAGAAAAUUCUGACGAUGACGACAUUGACAUGGACGCACUCAGACAUAAAAUGCAGAUUAACAAGAAGAGUGGUAAGCGUGGUAAAAAGAUGGAAGCGGCUUUGAAAACUGUCAGGAAAAAAAACGCCGGUCCAAAAACACCCCAGGGCUACCUAAAUUUCAGUGCUAUCCAUUUACUUCGUGAUCCUCAAGGCUUUGCCGAUAAGCUGUUUGCGAAGCAGCUAUCCAGCAAGAACAACAACAGAUUUGACCUGGAUCAAAAGAUUGCGUUGAUGCAACUGCUUUCUAGAUUGAUCGGCACUCACAAACUUACCGUUCUCGGAAUUUACUCGUUCUUCCUCAAAUACUUGACUCCAAAACAGAGAGACGUUACCAAGAUUCUUGCCGCCGCAGCCCAGUCUUCGCAUGAUAUGGUUCCACCCGAAACAAUCGCGGUGUUGGUGCGUAAAAUAGCGGACGAAUUUGUUAGCGACGGUGUCGCUUCUGAAGUCGCAGCUGCAGGAUUAAACACUAUUCGUGAGAUUUGUUCUCGUGCACCUUUGGCCAUUGACGAAACGCUACUUCAAGACUUGACGGAGUACAAAGGAUCGAAGGCUAAGGGAGUUAGCAUGGCAGCCAAAGCGUUAGUGGCCUUAUAUCGUGAAGUUGCACCCGAAAUGCUUAAACGUAAAGAUCGUGGUAAAGUUGCUUCUAUGGACAUACAAGAAUCUAACCGUCAAGGUAAAGAUGUCAGAAGGCCUCAGUUUGGUGUCGAGAGUAACGUGCAAGGUAUUGCUGGUAUUGAACUUUUGGCUCAAUGGAAAAAGAAACAGGAAGACCUCAACGGCGAAGCUGAAGACGAAAAUGACGAUCGUAACUGGGAGGUUGAAGAUGAAGGCGAGGAAGAGGAAGAGAUUGAUGGCGAGUGGGUUACUGUCGAGAGCGACAAAGAAUACGAUGUUGACAUGAGUGACAGUGACGAUGAAGACGGCAAGCCCAAAGCAGACAAGGCAGAAGGCGAAGCUGCUGAAGCCGAAACUGGAAAGAUCGACCCUGAAACUGCAUUCAGAGAUUUGGCAUCUUCGCGUGUUUUAACCCCGGCCGAUUUCGCCAAACUUCAGGAAUUGAGAACUGAACAAGGUGUCGCACGGUUGAUGGGAGUAAAGAACGAAGAGACCGUGGACGCUGACGGACUAGUUGGUCCCCGUAAGCACCGCAAAGCUACUAAAGACGAGAGAAUUGCUAGUAUUAUGGAAGGUCGUGAAGGCAGAGAGAAAUUUGCCAGUCGCAAGAGUAAAAGAGAUGAGCAGAGGUCUACUACAAACCGUGAAAAGGAGCGUAAGAAGAAUUUUGUGAUGAUGAUCCACAAGAGGUCUGUGAAAGGAAAACAGAAGAUGUCGCUGCGUGAUCGUCAAAAGGUUCUGCGUCAACAUAUCACCAAGCAGAAGAAGAAGGGUCAUUAA
Messenger RNA from Lachancea meyersii CBS 8951, 2196 nucleotides. Lineage: Eukaryota; Fungi; Ascomycota; Saccharomycetes; Saccharomycetales; Saccharomycetaceae. The record is from the annotation of a GenBank genome assembly.